AUGACAGAAUUUACUCUGACCAGUACUGUGUGGCCUGGCCAGAAUAAGCUGUGUGGACUCUACACUCUUCAGAGUAGGGGUGAAGGCACGUCAGCGACCAGACAAGGAGUCGUGAAGAGACAGCGGGGAGCCCUGCUGGGGCUUCUGUGGGUGCAGGUUUACUGGGUGAGAGGGAUGGACGUGGAGCAGACACCUGCAGCCCUGAGCCUCCAGGAGGGAGCCAGCUCUACCCUGAGGUGCAAUUUUUCCAGCUCGGUGACCAAUGUGCAGUGGUUCCGACAGAACCCCGGGGGGAGCGGCCUCACCCGGCUUUUUUACAUCGCUUCAGGGAUGAAGCAGGAUGGGAGGUUGAACUGCACGGUGAACACUAAGGACCGGCACAGCAGCCUGCACAUCAGGGCCUCCCAGCAGGAAGACUCAGCCACCUAUCUGUGUGCGGUGCAGGCACAGUGCUCCCUGCUGCUCUGCAGCCUGUCCCCAAACUGCAGCUGGGCUCCCAGCCCAGGCUCCUCCACCAGGAAGCCUUCCUUGUGCAGCCGCAUUUGCACAGCGUGCUUGGGACCAUCUGGGGCUUUGCAGGCUCAAAGCUGGUGGCGACUGGGAUCCUCCUUGAACCAUCUUUGGUCUCCCAGAAGAAAAGAAAACCCAAAGAGGAUCUUACCCUGAAGACUCUGUCUCUGCUUCUGAAGAGGCCCUAGGAUUGGUUAGGAGCAACCUCAGACCCAUAAGAUCACAUGUGGUUGUGGAAACGGGCUUGGGGUUCCAUGAUUCAGGCAAUUUCUCCUCACACUCACAUCAGUCCAUACUGCUCACAGCCAGUCCUCAAAAGACUUGCUUUGUUAUAUAGUACAAAAGAAAUUUAGAACUGGAAGAGGCCUUAGAAGGGCUUAGUCCACUUCAUUUUACAAAACAAAGGCUGUACCCAAGAUGGUACCAUGGAACAAUUAGGUUGUCAGUGAGCUGGGAGAGAAAGAAACUGAGUUUCCUCACUUUCUCUUUGGCAUUCUCCCCACUGCCUCCUUGCUGCAGGGCCAUCCUGCUGCGUAAAGAGAUUGUGUCUAAUGCAAGCCCAGCCACUUAUAUCUCUGCAGUUUGGGUCUGGGAGAGCCAUGGUCCAAUCAGUUUGAUUGCCUGAAUGGAGAGUUGCAAUUUGUGUAAAUAUCUGACACUUUGGGCAGGAAAAAGAACUCAGGCUGAGCCACUGUUAUUCUACCUGCAAACUUACUUACUCCUCACUGGUUUCUGGAGGUGAAAGCCAAGGAUGAUUGUGUCAACUGAACACCUCCAUGCAUUUCUAAGGACUUUCCUAAAAAUAGCAGAUAUAUUUAUAUCCCAGGUGGACAUCUCUUGAAGGCAAAAUGUGAAUAUAGAGCAUCACUAAUACAUUGUUAUGAAAUGUAAUCACUGCAUUGGGAGACUACGGGGGAAUAUCGUCCUCAUGCAGCUGGCCAUCCAUGAAUGUAUUCGAAAAAGCUAGGUCUACACUUUUUGAUGAUGAGUCAGGCAACAUUAAAUGAAAUAAUCACGGGGCUAUGAAUUUUGCCCAAGAGAUGAUUAUACUUGUGCUACAGCUCAUAUAUAGGACAUUAUGCUAAAUAGAGCAUACUCAUACUAUAACGUUCAGUUCUGGAUAACAUAACUCAAAAGGGAAAAUAUUGACUUAAAGUAUAUGUCUCCAAGAAGAGAGAAAUUCACCCAAAGAAGGUUUUGGGAAUUCUAUCCUAUGGAGGAGGAUGGAUGAGUAAAAUGAGGAAGAAUCUUAGAAUGGAGAAAAUUUACAUAUGUAAAAACACACAAUUUAUAUUUACAGACAAGUUUAUAUGUUGAUUUUUGAUUCUUCAUCAGAGUUGUCCCUAAAUUUUUAAAGGUGUGGAAUGUGAUUGAGGAUUUUUUUUUCUGCCUAAUUUCAGAGGAGUAGUGAGUACAAUCCUUAGGAAAAGGGCUUCCACUUAAUGUAGGUGAGGCAGUCUUGAUUUCCCUAGGAUCCGUUCUCAUGAUGAGUAGUCUACUUGUACUACUCCCCUGGGCAGCCAUGGCAAUAUUUAGGCUUCCCUAGAUUGUCUUCAUUACAUUGUAAUUGGAGAAUAUCAAACUAUUAGAGUAGAUGAGAAAGGAUUUUUGCCAGAAAGGGAUAAUUCUGGAAAUCUACAGGACUAAAGAACUUUAUCAGUGUCUUUGGAACACUGUAGUGGAGUUUGGGAGAAAAAUGGCAAAGUAUGGAAUCUGAGGACUGGCCAAGGCAGCAGAAAUCUACGCUAGGAGAGUUGGCUUACACGUUAGAGGAACCUCAACUAAGGAUUUGAGUCACUUACUACAUUUUGGAUCUGGCACCGUUUUGAUAUCAGACAAUAAAAGCAUCUGUAGUAUAAAUGGCGACAUAUUUUGGAUCUGAAACCCGAUAUGUUGUGAGAAUUUCCAUUCUUUCCCCCAAUACUUUGCAGUAUAAAAUCCUUGUAGCAAUAGGAAUAGAUUUCUGAGAGCAUGUCAGAUUUCCCAUCACAAAUAACCAAAUCAAAAUGUUUCCUAACUCAUGGACUUGUCCCCCUGCUCCUUUAUCAUUGACAUUUUUAUGACAGUCAUAUUAACUGACAAAGAUUCCGCAUUUUGACUGCUGGUAAUGUCACUUCUCUGGAAAUUGCCAGGUCACAGGCAAGACCAGCUCAGAAGAGCAGAGUCUGAGAUAAGAGGCAUUUGAAAUAUUUAUUCUUUGGCUUACAUGUUCCUUUUAGGAAGAGGUUUUCUCCAUAACAGACAAAUGAGGCUGGUAGAUUUGGCAGAAAGGGAAGGUUUUCUAUGUUCUUUGUUUAAGAGAGUGAAUCAUGAUUCCUUCCUCGUUUCAAAUAUGUACAUGAGGCCCAUCAUUGAAUAAACAGCAACAGGAUCUACUCUUUUGAACUUAACAGUGACUCAGUAGUGUGCAGAGGUAUAAAUCUUAAUGUUUACAUUCUUCCUGUGCAUCUAGUCUCUGGUCUAGGAUGUAAUUUGUUUGACGUAUUGCUGCCAUUAUGCGUCUGAGUCCCUCAGAGGCUCGGGGUAGGGGAAGAAGGUUUUCCCCAGUGAGUUCAGUACAGACGUGACCACAGGAGGGUGCACCUGAGCUGCCGCAGACCAGGCGGAGGGUCCAUGGUAGAGCAUCUGCAUGAGUAGGUCUGGCAGAAGCACAGUCGUCUCCUUAUUGGCUGGUGGACACGUGGGAAACCACUCUGACUAAUGCAGGAAAGAAGGGCAGGCCGGUACUAGAAGUAGCUGUGCUGGCUGGAGGUGGCAAUUCUGAAAGUGAUCGUAAUUGUAAUUGGGAGGAACCAU
Acinonyx jubatus (cheetah) is the source of this 3306-nucleotide messenger RNA. RefSeq lists its product as uncharacterized. The coding region runs from base 1 to 666 and encodes 221 amino acids. The transcript has 4 exons. The record is from RefSeq and is a predicted model, not a curated record. NCBI's taxonomy places the organism in Eukaryota, Metazoa, Chordata, Mammalia, Carnivora, Felidae.